Aspergillus brunneoviolaceus CBS 621.78 is the source of this 847-nucleotide messenger RNA. It is a transcript of the gene spt4, whose product is annotated as transcription elongation factor SPT4. The record is from RefSeq and is a predicted model, not a curated record. The coding region runs from base 387 to 749 and encodes 120 amino acids. NCBI's taxonomy places the organism in Eukaryota, Fungi, Ascomycota, Eurotiomycetes, Eurotiales, Aspergillaceae. The transcript is spliced from 4 exons. Gene Ontology annotation, biological process: mRNA processing; regulation of transcription elongation by RNA polymerase II; chromatin organization. Gene Ontology annotation, molecular function: zinc ion binding; RNA polymerase II complex binding. Gene Ontology annotation, cellular component: DSIF complex; nucleus.
CCGCCAUGAAGCACUUCCGAGGAUUUAUUUGAUGUCCGCCCGUUUUCUCCGGUCUUGGCAACCCUCCCGGUCUGAUUCGAGAACCUGCGACCACCACCGGGCCUUUUACUCAACCUUGAAUUCCUCCAUUAUCGCCAUUGAUUCUGCUCUAUCAAUCCUAUUGUCCCCUCCCCAGCAAAGCAUCCAACCCUGUCGCGGCUCCCUCCACAGCGUACCAGCCUUCGAUCCAGCCCAGCAUUCCACCCUCGCAACAAAGAAACAAAAAAACACACGUAAAGGGCACGCACCUCUGGCCGGAGUCCAGCUCAGCGACACUCCGUUGACCUCCUCAACCUCCAAACCAAACAACCAAUCAACCAACCGCACAACUUCCAACCAAAGGAAACAUGUCCUACUACGUCGCGCCCAGCCAGCAGCGCACUCUCCGCGCUUGCAUGGUCUGCUCUCUCGUCCAACUCCACAGCAAAUUCAUGCGCGAAGGCUGCCCCAACUGCGACAACGUCCUCGGCCUCCGCGGCAACAACGACGCCAUCCAAGAAUGCACAUCCCAGGUCUUCGAGGGCCUGCUGACACUCCGGGAUCCCACGACCAGCUGGGUGGCUCGGUGGCAGCGGCUGGAUAGCUAUGUCCCCGGGACAUACGCCGUCAAGGUGACCGGUUCGCUUCCGGAUGAGAUUAUUUCCAGCUUGGAGGACUCGGGGAUCAAGUAUAUUCCGAGGGAUGGUAGUACUGGUGAAGAGGAGGCGUAGGAACGGGGCCACUCCUUUCGAUAUCUGCUGAAUGACGGAGGCCGCACGGCCUAGAAAUUCUGGGUGGAAGGUGGCUUUCUUCUUUUUUUCUUGUUCCU